Messenger RNA from Bombina bombina (fire-bellied toad), 1258 nucleotides. It is a transcript of the gene ASRGL1, whose product is annotated as asparaginase and isoaspartyl peptidase 1. The transcript has 7 exons. Gene Ontology annotation, molecular function: asparaginase activity. The record is from RefSeq and is a predicted model, not a curated record. The coding region runs from base 143 to 1078 and encodes 311 amino acids. Lineage: Eukaryota; Metazoa; Chordata; Amphibia; Anura; Bombinatoridae.
GCUAACUGACAGCUGCAUCUUCCAAUUGUCAACAUUUAGCCCGGAGCUCUCACACUGCACUGAGUUUGCCCUGUAGACACACAACUUGCUCACAGGCAGUGUAGCUGCAGGAAGGAAACACAGCUCAAGAAGAGAUAAAGAGAUGAAACCAGUUAUUGUUGUCCAUGGAGGUGCUGGUACAAUUGUCAAGGAAUAUGAAGAUCAAUAUCGUUCUGGAGUGAAUCGGGCCGCAUUAAAAGGUUAUAAUGUCCUGAAGCAAGGAGGAAGUGCACUGACUGCAGUAGAGGAAGCCGUCGUAGUGAUGGAAGAUGAUACACUUUUCAAUGCAGGGUGUGGGUCUGUCUUAAAUGAAGAAGGAGAGGUUGAAAUGGAUGCCAUUAUAAUGGAUGGAAAGAAUUUAGCCUCUGGUGCAGUUUCUGCUGUUAGAUGUAUUGCAAACCCCAUAAAACUUGCCCGCCUUGUUAUGGAAAAGACUGAUCAUAUGCUUCUUACAAGUAAAGGAGCCUCCCUUUUUGCAAAGUCUCAAGGUAUUCAAGAGGUACCUGGUGAAACACUAAUAUCUGAGCGGUCCAGGGAGAGAUGGAAGACAAACCUGAAGCCAGGUUCCAAUCCAGUAGUAUCUCAAAUAGGUUUGGGAACAGUUGGAGCGGUUGCUAUUGAUUCUGAAGGCAAUGUUGCAUGUGCAACCUCUACAGGUGGACUCACCAAUAAAAUGGUUGGACGUGUUGGUGAUACAGCCUGUAUAGGUAGUGGAGGUUAUGCAGACAAUAUUGUUGGUGCAGUGUCUACUACAGGGCAUGGAGAAAGUAUCAUGAAGAUGGUUCUAGCAAAACAAGUCCUCCAUUAUAUGGAGCAAGGCAUGACUGCUGAAGAAGCUGCAGAGGCCGGUCUAAACACCAUGAAGACCAGGGUAGAUGGCUUCGGAGGAGUUAUAGUCGUAAGCCGGUCAGGUGACUGGGCAGCAAAAUUCUCCACAAAGCAAAUGACCUGGGCUGUUGUGAAGGCUGAUGUGUUGCAGUUUGGCAUUUAUCACAAUGAAAAUCAGACUGUAGCUGUUAAUGAAGCACUGUACAUUUAAACAGCACAAAUGCUGUAUCAUUUUAUUUCUUUACUAAAGUAAUCAGACAUAAUUCAGAUUGCCAUAUGUGAAUGGCUGUGAGAGGGAUCAGUCAACAUUAUAAAGUUUCCUAAUUCUAAUUCUGCUUAGUAAGUAUGAUAACCUCUGAAAUGUGUUGAAUAAAAAUAGGUAUUGAUCAGA